AUGGCGGAACAGCAGCAGCCGGAGCGCGGCGUCGACCUGGACCAGGAUCAGUUCUUCUGUUCAGUAUGUCUGGACCUGCUGAAGGAACCAGUCUCCAUUCCCUGUGGACACAGCUACUGCAAAGGCUGCAUCGAGGACUGCUGGGACCAGGAGGAGAAGAAGGGCCGGUACAGCUGUCCUCGGUGCAGGGAGACGUUCAGCACGAGGCCGGCGCUGAAGAGGAACACCAUGCUGGCUGAGGUUGUGGAGAAGCUGAAGAAGAGCAGCACCCAGCAGCCCUCCCCUUCUCUGGCCUUUGCCGGCCCAGAAGACGUCGCCUGUGAUUUCUGCUCUGGGACCAGACGAAACAAAGCCACGAUGUCUUGCCUGACGUGCUUGGCGUCCUACUGUCCGUCUCACCUCGAGCCUCACCACAGCGUUCCUGUGCUGAAGAAGCACCAGCUGGUCUCGGCUACUAUCCCGCUGCAGGAAAAGAUGUGUGAGAAGCACAACAAGCUGAUGGAGGUCUACUGCCGGACGGACAGGAAGUGCAUCUGCUAUCUGUGCGUUAUCGAUGAGCAUAAGGAGCACGAUACGGUGUCAUCUGCGUCAGAGAGGGCUGAGGAACAGAAACAGCUGAUUGUGAGUCAAAAGAAUGUCCAGCAGAGAUCCCAGGAGAGAGAGGAGGAGCUGAAUGAGCUGCUACAAGCUCUGGAGGAUUUCAAGAGUUCUACCCAGCCUGCAAUGAAGACCUGUGAUGAGAUCUUUGAUGAGAUGAUCUGCUCCAUCAAGCAAAGAUGCUCUUUGGCGAAGCAGCUGAUCAGCAGCCAGGAAGAGGCCGCGGUCGCUCUGGCUGAAGAGCUGCAGCUGAAGCUGGAGGAGGAGAUCAGCAAGAUGAAGAGGAAAGACGCCGAACUGGAAAAGCUGUCUCAAAAGGACGACCACAUCCAUUUCAUUCAGACCUUCCAGUCCCUCUCCACCUCCUCUGAAUCUCCAGACUUGCCGCCGGUUUGUGUUUUCUAUCCUCAACGGUCAACGUUCGGACCUGUGACUGACUGCGUGUCUAAACUGAGGGAUGACAUAGAGACACUCCUGGUGGACACAUGGCCCGGGAUCUCUGCCACCGUGUCGACUAUAGAUGUUGUGCCACCUGCGCCAAAGACCAGAGAGGAGUUUUUACGCUAUUGCUGUCCUCUAACCCUGGAUGAGAGCUCCAUCUCCCAAUAUUUGUCCAUUUCACAAGAAAACCGGCAGUUGACAAGUAGCUACUAUGUGGCAGUUAACAUUGGUGGUUAUAAUAGAGGUUAUAAUAGUUCUAACCCAUCCAAGCGGAUUAUCAUGCAGGCGUUGUGCAGUGAGGGUUUGUCAGAGCGGUGUUACUGGGAGGUCAGUUGGAGCGGUGCAACUUGGUCGGUCGCAGUGUCCUACAAAGACAGCAGCAGGACAAAAGACUUACAGUUUGGAAAUGAUGACAAGUCGUGGAGUUUAGUUUGCUCCGAAGACGGUUACUCUUUCCGACACAACCACGUAAACAAAACAGUGUCAGGCCCGCGAUCCUCCAGCGUCGGAGUGUACCUGGAUUAUAAAUUAGGGACUCUGUCCUUUUAUGACAUCUCCAGCGCGAUGACUCUGCUCCACAAGGAAAACAUUCAGUUCACUCAGCCCGUCUAUCCCGGGCUUGAGCUGGAUAAUAAUGGAUCUCAGUCCGAUCUCAGGGGACAUUUUGCAGAGCUGAUAAAGUUAUGGUGAUCACAUUUUUAUUAGGGAUGCCAAAUGUGUCACUGUUAAACAGACAGUAGUUGGCCGUCCAAUAUACACCAUAUGAUAAAUGAGAGGAUGUGAUUUUAGAAGAGUGUGCUCUAAUUUUGAGGUCCUUCUAAUUCCUUUUUCAUGCCAAUUUUCCUCUCUAGCUUUUUUAGCGCCAACAAGAAAUUCUGCAAGAAAUACUGGCUACUAUUAUGACGAGAAUUUGUCAAACUUUACUUUUACUGAACUUUUCACUUAUGCAACCUUAAACUAGUAUUUUGAGUAACAAAAGCCAAUAAAGGUAUUUUCAUCAUUGCAAAAACAGUUCAAACAGGUAAAAGGUGGAGUGGUGUUCAUGUUUUGUGAAAUGGUUUGGAUUUUUGGCGGCUCACUUUUGCGAACCCAAGUUGAAACAAACUCAUUCCUAGUUGGGGGUCUUCAGAUGUUUGUAUGUGUUGCAGAGUGUUAUGGCCCUCAGUGGUCAUUUAUUGUACUUAAUGUUACCUUUUUGCGUUCACAGACUUUUUGUAAUACUCAUUUGCAUAACUGCUUACUGUCAGGAAACAGCUUGUUGUUAUUUACUUUGUACCACAUUAACCUUGCAACAGUUCUAUUUGUUUAAGCGUAUUUAGGGUCUAUUAUAUCACCUUUUUUUUUUUACUACGAGUUAGGUCAUGAGGAGCGGACAUGCGAUUCACAUAUAUGCAGAAAAGUAUGUUUUGGAUCAUUUGAUUAUUUUGAAUAGUUAAUAAGUAAAUGCAUAAGCACAAGCCAUUGUUUCUGAUUGUCAUUUGUCUCCUGGCAACAAAUUAACAGGCAGACGAGUGUAAACAGCUUUCUUUUCAAAUCAAAUGUAAUCUUUGCAGCGUAGUGGCUUCAACAAUGUGACAUAUUUUGCUGUGUGGAGAUUCUUGCUGUGUCUGACAAUAUUUAAUUAUUCAGAACUAUGCAAAAAAUAAAUAAAAA
This is a messenger RNA of Anoplopoma fimbria (sablefish), 2691 nucleotides long. Its product is annotated as E3 ubiquitin/ISG15 ligase TRIM25-like. Gene Ontology annotation, molecular function: protein binding; zinc ion binding. The record is from RefSeq and is a predicted model, not a curated record. The transcript has 7 exons. Lineage: Eukaryota; Metazoa; Chordata; Actinopteri; Perciformes; Anoplopomatidae. The coding region runs from base 1 to 1728 and encodes 575 amino acids.